CAACUGCCUGUGUGCGAGCUGAAUCUUGUGCUGUUGUUGGUGUUUGGCAACGAGCAAACAAAGCACAGCAGAUAGCAGCCGCUGGGUGAUACGAGAGCGCACAAGAAGAAGUGAUCCAGCAACCAACCACCCACACAACACCACUACAACAUACCUACCACCACCACCACCUGUGACCAACAACAUGGGUGUUCGGAUAUCGCGCCUGAACACGGAGGAUGAUGAUGCUGUGGAACAGCUCAUCACCGACCUCUCUGCACUUGUCGCUACUCAUCCCAUCGAAGCUGAGAUGGCGUUUGAGAAACCUUUGGAGUGGACCACAUCCAUCACCCCAGAGGAUCUCUCCGGCAUGACACAUGAGGCUGAUGAAGACCGGGUGCUGCUGGACCUGACACAAGACCACAUCAUUGUGGGAUCUCUGCAGAAGCUCCAGCAUGUUCUGACCAUGGCCGGCUCCAAGAAGGUCGACGAGUUGAAGGCCCUCAUGAAAGAGAACGAGGACCCCCUGGCCAACAUACUCGGCGCUGCAUAUGGCGGUGGUGCCAAGCUGUCGAGCAUCCACGCCUCCCUCGAUGACUCCCUCAAGGCGCAGAAUGGGGAGCUUGUGACGGCGCUGGACAAGUACGAGCUCGAUGGUGCAGAUGACAUGUCCCCCGUCACGUCUUCCAACGCACAGCAGCAGCAGCAGCAGCAAGAGGACGACUCGCAGGAGGCGCGGUCGGUGAAGGCGAUGCAGCGUGCAGAGGCGGAGAUGUCGCGACUGCGCAAUGUGGCCGGCGUCGACGACGACGACCUGCUUGAGGAGCUCGACUGGGAGACGUCAAUCACGUUCAGCAACGGGCUGCGCGUGCCGCCGUGGAAGCAGGCGGACGGCAGCCUGGGCCACAUCCUCGCCAACCCAAAGGACGGUGAUCGGUUCUACGUCAUGGCGCACGUUGACGGGUUCUGGGAGAUCAAAGGGCCGGACCACGCGACCGGUGACAUGAACACGGAGCAGGUGGGCAGCGCAUACAACUCGCUGAUGGAGCUGCUUCGCGCCAAGAGCCCCAUCUUUGAGGAGGGCGUGGACAAGGCGUCGUUUGCGCCCAAGCUGGCGUUUCUUGCUGAGGAGGACGAGCGGGCGCAGAGCGGCCGUAUGGGUGGGCGUGGGCAGGACUCAUCUCGUCGCGCCUACCGGCCCUCGCGCAUCUGGCUCACAGAGGAGGACGAGGACUCUGUGUUCGACCAAUCCAAAGAGACGCUUGAGAAGGCGAUGCUUGUUCCCUGCGAGCGCUGGUCGUCGUUCGGCCUUCAGCUCGACACCCCCACCAGCCCAUCCCCAAACAAGUCGUCAACGCUGCGGCUGAUGCGGUCUGGCCUCAUCAACUCGCGCCGCAUGUCGCAGACCUCCUCUGCGUGGCUCCCAAUCCACUCCCUCCAGACGCCGACGGCCGCGGAGGACUUUAGCGAGAGCGACGAGAGCGAUGAGGAGGAGGACAUUGAGGAACGCCGCAUGCGCCAGGCCGACCUCCCACCAGAGUACUGGUCGAUCCAGAAGCUCGUGCGCUACCUCAGCGGCGGCAACGUCACCGCCACCGUCAUUGCUCUGUCCUCUCUUCGCGACCACGACCUCACCUCCGAGAUUGCCCAGUUUGCCAUCCGCGACGUCGGCGGGCUUGAGCUGCUCAUCAACCUGUUGGAUACGGAGGAGGACAAGUGCAAGAUUGGCGCGCUGCAGGUGCUCAAGGACAUUUCACUGCACCCGCAAGUGAAGAAGGCGAUUGCAGAGAUGAAUGGCAUGCGACCCCUCGUCGCCAUCCUCGAGUCGCCCAACGACCAGCUCAAGUGCCUUGCUGCCAUCACCAUCUCCCACUGCGCCAACUUCCCUCGCAACAGGCGCAUGUUCCGGUAUUACGGCGGCAUCACAAAAGCCGUUGAGCUACUCCGCAUCGGCGCCGAAGACCCGAGCAAGUUGGAGGUUGCGCGGUGCGGAGCGCUGGCGCUGUGGAGCUCUAGCUCGAGCUCAAAGAACAAGGAACACAUUCUCAAGGCCGGCGCUGUGCCGCUGCUUGCUGAGCUGCUGACGAAGGAUGACAUUGAGCUGCUUGUGCCGGUUGUUGGCGUGCUGGAGGAGUGUGCAACGUCGCAGGCCUACCGCGACCUCAUCCGCAAGUACAACCUCACCCCGUUCCUCGUUGCCAAUCUCUCAAAGGACAACAAGGUUCUCCAGGCGCACAGUGCGAUGGCCAUCUUCAAGUGUGCUGAGGAUCCGGCUACGCGUCGCAUUGUCCGCGAGUGCGGCGGGCUCGAGCCCCUCGUCAGACUCCUCAACCCAGCCGCCGAUACGCUGCUGCUUGAGGGCGUGACGGGCGCCAUCUGGAAGACGGCGUACGAUGCGGACAACAUUGCGGAGUACUCGCGCCUCAAGGCUGUGGAGCAGCUCGUGGCCCUGCUGCGGUCCUCCUCAGAGGCCGUUCUCAUGAACGUUGCCGGCGCCCUGGGCCAGCUCGCCACAAACACGGACUCGUGCAGGCUCGUCCGCACGGCGGGUGGCGUGGAGCCCCUCAUCAACCUCCUCACAGGCACGAAUGCGGAGUUGCUGAUCAACGUGACGAAAGCGGUUGGUCGCACGGCGCAGCUCAAGGACAACAUCGACGCCAUUGACAAGCUCGACGGCGUGCGCCUGCUGUGGUCACUGCUGAAGCACAGCAACGCAGAAGUGCAGGCCUCCGCCGCCUGGGCCAUCUGCCCCUGCAUCAAGAACGCGCGCGACGCGGGCGAGCUUGUGCGCUCCUUUGUAGGCGGGCUUGAGCUUGUUGUUGGUCUUCUCAAGAGCAGCAACCAGGACGUGCUGGCGGGCGUGUGUGCCCUCAUUGCACAGAUUGCGAAGGACGAGGAGAACCUUGCCGUCAUCACCGACCAUGGUGUCGUCACCAUGCUCAGCAAACUCGUGCGCACCACGAACGACACGUUGCGGGAGCACCUUGCAGAGGCCAUUGCCAACUGCUGCACAUGGGGCAACAACUGCGUUGCGUUUGGCACUGAGGGCGCUGUUGCCCCGCUGGCGCGCUACCUCAAGUCAAAGAGCUCGGCUGUGCGCCACGCCACCGCACACGCGCUGCACCAGCUCAGCAGAGACCCAGAGAACUGCGUCACCAUGCACCAGGCAGGCGUCGUCCGGCCCCUCCUUGACCUCGUGGGCGCAACAGACCGGAGUGUGCAGGAUGCUGCUGCCCGCUGUCUCGGCAAUAUCCGCCGCCUCGCCCUCUGCAACGAGAUGAACCGCUAUGGCUGACCACCACACGUGUCUGCCUGUUGUUGUUGUGGUGUGUGUGUGUGUGUGUGUGUGUUGUGUGUUGUGUUGUGUGAAUCAAGUUUUCAUGUUGAGUGCCCCUUCGCCUGUUUGUGCUCUCAAUUUUCUCCUUGAUGCAUUCCUUCCUGAUGAUACUGUUGGGCUGAUGCUGUGUUGUUCUGUAUUGAUUGACUCACCAUCGAAAGCAAAGUACACACCACCGCAUACGUACCUCAAGCACUCCAUCCGUAGCCUACAUUCUCGUAGAC
This is a messenger RNA of Salpingoeca rosetta, 3540 nucleotides long. RefSeq lists its product as uncharacterized. The transcript has 20 exons. Bases 185 to 3274 code for a protein of 1029 amino acids. The record is from RefSeq and is a predicted model, not a curated record. Gene Ontology annotation, molecular function: protein binding. NCBI's taxonomy places the organism in Eukaryota, Choanoflagellata, Craspedida, Salpingoecidae.